Molecule: messenger RNA, 438 nt
Organism: Pseudocercospora fijiensis CIRAD86
Lineage: Eukaryota; Fungi; Ascomycota; Dothideomycetes; Mycosphaerellales; Mycosphaerellaceae
Exons: 1
Cellular component (GO): nucleus; cytoplasm
Molecular function (GO): protein tyrosine phosphatase activity
Source: RefSeq, a predicted model, not a curated record
UCGCAGCCAUGGCACACCGCCUUUCCGCCGCCGAAGCCAGAGUUCUCCGGCGAAAAACUGCCUGUCAUGCCCAAGCAGCGCGCACUAAUGAUCAAUGCCAUGAAGAUCGCAAGCAUGCUGAUCGUAGAUGUCCGGCGUACGGACUAUGAAGGCGGCGCCAUCAGAGGCUCUUUAAACAUCCCAGCCCAAGGCUUCUGGUGGAAUAGAGGCAUGCUGUACGAGCUGGCAUAUAAGGCGGGCAUGGAAUGGGUGGUCUUCACAUGUGGCUCUUCCAAUGGCAGAGGCCCAAGAUGUGCCUCAUGGUUCCUGCAACACGUGCGCGAAACUGCUGGAGAUAAUGAUAUGAAUGUCAUGGUACUUGAAGGCGGUGUGAAAGGCUGGGUAAAGGGUGGUCCACAGUUCAUUCAAUACAUGGAUGGCUUUGAUGAGAACCACUGG